AUGAGUUUGACGAUCCAUCAUAUAAUUACCGUUACUGAAGUCAAAUCUGUAACGGACUGUUCUUAUAUCUUACAAAAUCACUUUGUAGAGAUCUCUCCAUGUGAUGUUCACCAUUCUUAUGAGUGUUUGAGGGUAGUGACGGUUGGACUAGAGAUUUUUCAAAGUGGGAGAUGGAUUUGCCUUCCGAGAACAGAUGAUAAUUUCUUCCUGGUGGGAUCACCUAAUAAAAUAAAUUUUCCCUUGCGAGUACGCUUGACAAGUGUUAGCGGAGAGCAAGUGGAGUCGACCAUCACAGAGCUGAAGAAUAACGUUGAUCUUACUUCUUCUGUGCAGUUCUCAGGGUUCAUAAAAGGAAGUGACCCACGUACAAUCACAUGUUAUGGUCAAGGUCCUAACUCAGGAAAAAGUGACGACGAGACAGGUGAUGAGGCAUUUUGCAGAGACAAACUGGAUGGUUACUACCAAGAUACCAGGGAUUGUGUAGCAUUUUAUCAGUGCUUUAAAGGCACUACCUACAGACGACGUUGUAAUAGGGGCCAAGUAUUUAACGAUAUGCUAAAGUCAUGUGACAAUCCGACAAAUUUUCCAUGUCGCCAAAGAUCACUCAUCAGCCCUCUAAAUGCUGACAAAUUUACGAGUUCAGCGAUAUCCCCCAAGAUGGAACUGAACAUACAUCAACCGACCCCGGAUUUAUUAAAAAGAGUGGACGAAACCUUCUGUGUUACUAAACUUGAUGGCUUCUACGAAGACCCCAACAACUGUACAUCAUUUUACCAAUGUCUGAAUGGCAGAGCUACAAAGAGACACUGUUUGAAAGGAAUGGUGUUCAAUGCUUUACUGAAGUCAUGUGACACACCACAGAGCUUUCCAUGCCGGACGACAGAAGGCACUGAAGUUGGGCAAUCAGAAUCUACUGAACCGGAAGUCAAACCAACUCACCGCCAAGGAAUGGACACGGGUGAAAGCCUGGGCAUGAGCAAUCUUGCGACGGACAGAAAUGGAAACACGCCAUUGACACCAGUAAAACCAGUUAGACCAGCCGUAAAAUCCGACGCAAAUACCAACGAAGUAAUAGUGGACAAGGAGUUCUGCCUAGAGAGACCUAGCGGAAAUUACGCGGACCCAUACGACUGCUCAAGUUUCUACUCGUGUUCAUUGGAAGAGACGAAGAGGGAGACCUGUCCGAGAGGUUUGCACUAUAACUACAACACGGGCGAGUGUGAUUGGCCCUUUAAUGUUAAGUGCGCCCCACCCCCACCCUAUAAACCUCGGAUACGUAAAGUAUCUGUGUACAAACCAGGAAACGAUAAGGCCAUGACUAUCAAUGGAUUCAUAACACAGAUCAUGGCUGUGGCAAAGAGGCGCACCAUCCGAAAGGUGUAGAAGAAACACGGCUUAAGGGAUGCAAGAUAGUGCUCGGACUAAUACACAGACAUUCACGCAUUUAAGGUUUCAAACUCCAACCAUUUUGUAAUAGGCAAACCGGACGGAAGACAGUUCACUUUGCCAAUCACCUUUGAUGAAUGUGAUUUGCGAGACAAACGAACUGAUCUUUUCUAGCUCAGAAAUUCUCUAUUUGACAACAAUCGACAAAAGUCUCUUUUAGAUGUACUCUCAUCCAGACGAUCGUAACGCAUGAUAAACUACUUUUUUCCCCUUUACGAAUGCGUAUGGUUUAACGAUGGUUAAACAUAUCUCCAAACAGCAAGAAUGAUAUUUCUUAAAACAUAUUUCUCAAAUCCACCUCUCCAUGGAAAAAGUCUUUCAUAAAACAGUUGCUAAGCAAAAGAAAGUCGACUACAGGGAAUACACCGAGUGACGGGAUUUGAGAGGAUAUUACAAAGUUGAAAUUAUAUAAUUUGCGUCCAUAAAUAUUUGAGUUGCAAAGCACUUUAUUAAACAAUCGUUCACUUAUAUAACUAGUUCUACCUUGGUUCUCUAGGCAUUCGGUAGUGGUUACGAUUGCUGGCUACAAUCCACGUGAGAACGCAAGUCUAGCACUAGCCAGUGAGCUUUCGUACAUUUUCAAAAAACGUAAAUUUUCUAAACUGAUAGUCUAAAAAUAUGGAGGAAAAAAUGUAAAAAACCCAAAAGAAAGAAGAAAAAAAAACUGCUACCAUAAAAGAAAUUAUCCGCAAAGAAAUAAAAGCUAGAGUAGAUAAUAAACAACAUUGUCUUAUACUUGCAGGAUGCUUUUACAUGCAUACAUACUUUAUUGCGACUCCCAACCGGGUCCAUCCAGUCACAAUUUUAUUCUAAUAUUAUAACAACCUAAACUACAGUAUCAACACAUAUAGAUAGCAUAACAGUGUCCUAUGCAGGGUAUAUCAAAUAGAGUUGAAGUUGUAUUAAGCGGCACCGUAUUAAACGGUCCCCUGUAUUUAGCGGUCGGUACUCAAUGUCCUGAAAUUUGUUCCCCAUAACUACUGUAUUUUUCACCUCUAUUAAGUGGUUACCCUUUACUUAGUCCCAACGGCCUGUUUGUUUUUUCUUCUACCUGUACUGAACGGUAACUUGAGAAGGAAACACUAAAUAACAAUAGGAAUAAUCUUUCACGUAAAAUUUAAUCCAUAUUUAUCCCAUGGUAUCAAUGUUGGUAAAAUUAUUGAACGAACUUCUGUGUCAAUUAAGGCAUAAAAUGA
Pocillopora damicornis (cauliflower coral) is the source of this 2642-nucleotide messenger RNA. RefSeq lists its product as uncharacterized. Gene Ontology annotation, molecular function: chitin binding. Lineage: Eukaryota; Metazoa; Cnidaria; Anthozoa; Scleractinia; Pocilloporidae. The record is from RefSeq and is a predicted model, not a curated record. Gene Ontology annotation, cellular component: extracellular region.